Messenger RNA from Raphanus sativus (radish), 3094 nucleotides. RefSeq lists its product as uncharacterized. The coding region runs from base 353 to 3034 and encodes 893 amino acids. The record is from RefSeq and is a predicted model, not a curated record. NCBI's taxonomy places the organism in Eukaryota, Viridiplantae, Streptophyta, Magnoliopsida, Brassicales, Brassicaceae. The transcript is spliced from 5 exons.
CACCAUUCACACCUUUCCCCUGUUGUCUUUUAAAAAAAAUAAAAAACAAAAAAACCUUAUUUUAUAUUUUAACCAGUUUUAUUUUUCUUCUUCUCAUUUUAAACUUUCAAAUUAUUCCGAAAGCUUCUCUUUUUCUCUCCGGCAUCUUCUUACUCCUCUGCUCCUCUCAGUAAUCGUUUGAUUUCUUCUUAGAUUUUUGUUUCGGUUCCCUGUAAUCCUAAAGAAUCACUUGCAUUUUCCUUCCUUCUUUCUCUGAUUUUCUAAAAGCAUCGUCUCUUCGUGUUUCUUCUUCCCGUGUUAAUGUUUUCCUCGGAGAAUUCUCCCUCUGAUUUCGAUUGAGCGAAAAAAAAAAAUGAACAUAUUUCGAUUCGCAGAGCCUAACUCCCGAGAUCGAUUAGCUUCGAAAGUGCACACAUCUCCUCGCCAAGGAAAGAAACAGAGUCAGAAACUCAAGUCUCCAAAGUCAUCUUCUGAGUUUAGUUCUUGCCAUUGUGAAUCUCUAAGUGAAAACAAGUUGCAGCUAGAUUCUGGUCAUCAAGGCACUGGAUUACCAAUGAAGAGUUUGUUAGCACAAGAAAAGUCAAAGCAGAAAGAAUCUAAAAAGAGAUCACCAAGCAUUAUAGCCAGAUUGAUGGGUCUUGAUGUCUUGCCAUCGCUUCAGAGUUCUUCUUCUCACAGACAACCCAAGUCUGUGGAGAAUCAGAAGCAAGGUAGGAGUGGUGGUGAAGGCACUUCUUAUAAAUCACCAACAAGGAGCUCAAAGAGUGGUGAGCAAAAGUUCAAAGAUGUUUUCGAAGUUUUGGAUGCUAAGAAGGCAGCGAGCAAUAGAAACUUGUAUCAUCAUCAUCAGGCUGCUAAUCUCACCCAGGCAGAGUUGGCUUUUAUAAGGCAGAAGUUCAUGGAGGCUAAGAGGUUAUCAACUGAUGAGAAACUUCGUCAUUCUAAAGAGUUCAACGAUGCGCUUGAGGCUCUAGACUCUAACAAAGACCUUUUAAUAAAGUUUCUUCAGCAACCAGAUUCGCUAUUCACUAAACAUCUGCAUGAUCUUCAAACCACACCUCACAAGAAGUCUCCAAACAGCCAGAGGCAUGUGGAUAGUCUAAAAACUCAGAAAGCUGAUAAGGACUUGUUAUGGAAGAGUCCUCAUCGGCAUGGUGGUGGUGGUGGUUGUCAUAGCCAUUCUCAUACCAGGCAUGCUUCUUAUGACACACAUGAUUUACAGCCAACCAAUAUUGUUGUUCUGAAACCUAGCCUCGGUGAGCCACGUUAUGCUAGUAGAGCCUUUGCAUCGCCAAGCUCUUCUUCCGAUGAGUUCAGAGCAGAUCGUAGGCUUCUUCCAUGCACCAGCAGGAGGCAGAAGAGUAAUGAAGAUAUCCGCCUUUCAAGACAUAGUUCUAGAGAUUCCGGAGAGUUUUCCAAAAUAAUGUCAAGGCAAAGGAAGGCGAGCCGUGGUAAUGGUGGUAGUAGUAGUAGUGCCAUGAGGUUCGAGGCUCCCGGAUUCAGAGGAUACGCAGGUGAUGAAAGCUCAUCAGGGAGUGAUUCCGCAAGUGAGUCAGAGCUAGUGCCAGUAACUUCAAGAACAAGAACCGCCUUUAACCGUAAGAACUACCAGAGAUCUUUGCCGUCCAAGUCAACAACAACAUCAUCUGUGACCAGGGAAGCCAAGAGGAGACUCUCAGAGAGAUGGAAGCUGACACACAAGUACGAGGAAGAGAUAGAAAUUCGUAGAAGCGGGACAUUAGCUGAAAUGCUUGCAAGUUCAGAUAGGGAGGCAAGACCAGCAAGUUUUAAUGGACUCGUUUUCGAAGAGGGGAUUAUUAGUAAAAGAGUUGAGUGGACUGAAUCGCCAGAACCGGUCGGAAUCAGCAGUAGAGAUGGUUGGAAAGGAAGUUUCUCAAAAUCCAAAACUAUCAUGAACCAGGAAAGCACCUAUGGUUACACGAUAGUGCUUCCUAAGGAGUUGAACUAUCGAGAUGGAUUAGUGAAGGGAAGCUCUUCUCAGUCUUACUUGGCAAGCAAGUCUUCAAGACUUGGUAGUUAUAAAUCUCAUUCAUCAUACAAUAGUUCACCAGAGGUCAACAUGAGCCCAAGUUUAACCAAGUUCCUUUAUCAAAAAGAGAAGCUCUCUCAUUCUAAAGCACGUUACAGUUUCUCAGUAGAUGCAAAUUCAGACAGUGAGGAUAGUUCGGCUUCUGAUGAUAUGAAGACGGCAAUGUCUUCUGAAGCUCCGGAUUUGUCAACUGUCACCUCGUUAACUGACCCUGAUAUCUCAAGGAUGCCAACUGAGAAUGUAAAACAUUCUUCGGUUCCUGAACCACAGUCUCUUGAAAGCUCAAAGGAAGGAGAUCAACCAAGUCCGGUUUCAGUUCUAGAAGCUUCUUUUGAUGAUGAUGUUUCAUCGAGUUCUGAAUGUUUCGAGAGUGUUAGCGCCGAUCUCCAAGGACUCAGGAAGCAACUACAGCUCCUCAAACUAGAGACAGCUGCUUACAAUGAAGGUGGCAUGCUCGUUUCAAGUGAUGAAGACGACACAGAUCAGGAAGAGUCAUCAACCAUAACUGAUGAGGUUAAAGAAGAAGACUGGAAGUCACUAUACUUAGUUGACUUCUUAGCAAGCUCUAGAUUCAGUGACUCAGACCACACCUCCACUGUCAUGGAAAUGACACCUGUAGAUCCAUCCUUGUUUGAGGAUCUUGAGAAGAAGUACUCCAGCGUGAAAACCUCAACCCGGUUGGAAAGAAAGUUGCUUUUUGAUCAGAUCAGUAGAGAGCUUGUGCAGAUAUUGAAGCAGUUUUCGGAUCCACAUCCUUGGGUUAAACCUACAAGGGUCUGCCCGAAAUGGGAUACAAACAUGAUACAGGAGAGACUGCGCGAUUUGGUGACAAGAAAACACGAUAAACCAAGCAAAGAUGAUGCGGAGGAGAAGGAGUUGCAGUGGCUAAGCUUGGGAGAUGACAUUGAAAUCAUAGGUAGAGAGAUUGAGGAAAUGCUGACAGAUGAACUCAUAGCUGAGCUUGUAGUAGAUGCAAUCUUCUAGAAAGUUAAAUAAUAUUAUCUAUUACAUACUUUUGAAGAAUAAAACAGGAAAAAAAAGCAA